Molecule: messenger RNA, 1362 nt
Organism: Spodoptera littoralis (African cotton leafworm)
Lineage: Eukaryota; Metazoa; Arthropoda; Insecta; Lepidoptera; Noctuidae
Source: the annotation of a GenBank genome assembly
AGCAAAGCGGACGGACCCCAGUUAGUAAUUAAUUUAUUAACUUGAGACUUCAGAUCAUCUUGAGAUACAAAUACGACCUUAUAUUCCUUUGAAUCUUUCCUAGUAAGUCACCUAUCUUUACUAAACAAAAACGUGCAUUAUAUGCAUAGCUUUCAUGAUUGAGCGGUGGCGGUGGGUGACACGUUAUGGGAGUCCCGAUGAAUAAUUGAGUUCAGUGCUACGGGUAUAGUGCGCAAGAUGCAAGCCGGGGGGCCGGACAGUACGGCGGUUUCUGAAGCCCCCAGCAGCGGUAGCGAGGACUCCGACUGCGAGCCCGGACCAGAGACCGAUGCGGAUGCAGCUCUCACUGAGGAGUGGGCUCGGGAGCUGUUAGCUGGAGCGGGCGUGGUCGACCCGCAUGAGGUACACGUGGAAUCACGGGCAGGAGUUGCAGGAGCCCUCAGUCGUGUCCUGGCUGUGACAGUUUGCUACGAGAGCAAUGGUGAGCGCCGCGCUUUACCGCUCGUCGUCAAGCUGCCUCCGCGAGAUCCCUUCGGGCGGUUAUUCGUUGCCGAGGCACAGUUCGACACCAGGGAGAUUCUGUUUUAUACAGAACUAGCACCAGCUCUCAACAAACUAGCAGAGGAGGCCGUAGGACCCGGAUCGGGCUUACCUGUGCCUAGAUGCGUAAAAGCAAGACUACCUGCUGCGAGACUACACGCGCUCUCUCUUGCACUACGCGAUAGGGAAGGACCAUUGGACCAAAGAUUUGACUUUCUGUUCCCCUGUGAGAGAGCUGCUGCAGGAUACUUGCGCCUCGUGCGGCGAGGACUUCCACAGCUUGAAGCAUUUUUACGAGGACGCCCUGACUGUGUAGAGGAAGCAGCUGCUGUGUCUGCUUUGAGUGCUCGGGCACCUUCUUUACUCGGCACCCUGUUGAGACCUGCUGAACCAGCACCACUUGCACACGCAGAUUUUUGGAGUGGUAAUUUACUCUUCAGGGAAAGAGAAGGUGUUAGCGAAUGUAUAGCUCUAGAUUGGCAAAUGGUUUCUUUAGGAAGACCAAUGGAUGAUGUCGCAUUGUUACUUCUGUCAUCUUUGACGCCGGAGCUGAGAAGAUCAGUAGGCGACACUCUAAUUGAAGAAUAUGGAGAUCGAUUGGAAGCCGAGUGUGCGAGGUUGGGUGCUGCUUCUGCUGGAGUUACAGUUAGGCGGGGUUUGAGGCCGGAUUGGCCGCGGGCGGCCCUCAGGGCAUUGUUAUUGUGUGCAGGGAGCGUCGAUGUUGCAUUGGGAGAGCCUAGAGCUGAGCGACGACUGCUGGAAGCUGUCCGAGAUCUACAUUCACAAGGCGUCCUGGCUCUGAGACCCGAUAAUGAGGCGUGA